CAAGCCACUCGUCCAGAGUAAUAUUGCUUCAAAGCAAGAACUUUGUUUUCUUCGCCAAUCCAAAACCACAAACUGAGUGAAACCCUCUUCCCUCAACCAAGUGCUCCAUUUCUUCUGCCAGAGAACCAAAACAUAGCACAGAGCACCAGAGCAGAGGGGCGAAAUUCGAGUUUUGGGAAAAAAUUCCGGCAACCGGAGGUGCGGGCCCAGCCUGCAGCAUGAAUAGUCAGCCACCAUGUUUUCCUAUUUCCAGCCGAACCAGAGGGGCUUAGGACUCACUCCUAGGCUUGUUUUUUGGCAAGCAAAGGGGCGGCCCCCUCCUUCCUACAUAACUCCACCACUGGUUGCCAUACCAUAGUUUCCGUUCUUAAAACAGACAGAUGCUAUUUCUCCAUCAAGAACAACUCCACAUCUUUUCUACAAGGAUUGAUGAUAAUUGUCAGCAGCGCAUUUUUAAAAACUUGUUUCUAGGGGUGUUGGGGGAUUUGCAGGUUGAGCAUUUGUGCAUAUUCGUAUGCUAUUAAUACUCAAGUUUUCACAAAGCAUCCGCUGUAGCAAUGGUUAAAUCAAAUAUUAUGAUUCCGGGUUCGAACCCCGGCAGCGGAAAACUUCUUUUUUUUUUUUUUUUUUUUUUUUAAUCACAAUUAACAGUAAAGUAAAAUCAUUGAAAACAAAAGGCCACGUUGGGGAGAUCCCAUCCUGCUCUCUCCCUCCUCUCUCUCUCUUUCCCCAGACAUGGAGCUUUCUUCUCUGCGGUUCCCAGCUAUAACACCUCACUGCAGCACCUCAUCCUCUUUGCCUCCAAUGUCUGUUCGGCCCACCACUACAAAAUCGGUUGCUUUUCUCUCAAGCUGCAGGACAAAGUUGAACUCAAUUGGGGUGUCCAGAAGCAGCUCCAAAUCCUUGCUUAGCCGCCAGAAGAGGCGAAAUUCCACCUGGGCCUGCAGUCAAGUUGGAGCUGCUGAAUCUGAUCCAGUAUUGACCAAAGUUUCAGAUUUUAAAGAUGCUUGUUGGAGAUUCAUGAGGCCCCAUACCGUACAUGGGACAGUUCUGGGGUCUAUUGCUUUGGUGGCAAGAGCAUUGAUUGAGAACUCCAAUCUGAUAAAGUGGUCUCUGCUGUUUAAGGCAUUCUCUGGUCUUUUUGCUCUACUAUGUGGGAAUAGUUAUAGAGUUGGCAUCAAUCAGAUUUACGAUAUCAAAAUUGACAAGGUAAACAAACCUUAUUUACCUAUCGCUGCUGGGGAUCUUUCAGUUAAAUCAGCAUGGCUCUUGGUGGUAUUUUUUGCGGUGACUGGGUUGUUGAUCGUUGGACUGACCUCUGGGCCAUUCAUUACUUCUCUCUACUGUAUUGGUCUUUUCCUUGGCACCAUAUAUUCUGUUCCUCCGCUUAGAAUGAAAAGAUUUCCUGUUGCAGCUUUUCUUAUAAUUGCCUCGGUACGGGGUUUCCUUUUCAAUUUCGGUGUAUAUUAUGCCACUAGAGCUGCCCUUGGGCUUCAAUUUGAGUGGAGCUCGGCCGUUGCUUUUAUCACUACCUUUGUAACAUUGUUUGCUUUGGUUAUUGCGAUAACAAAAGAUCUUCCGGAUGUAGAGGGGGACCGCAAGUUUGAAAUAACAACGUUUGCAACAAAACUUGGAGUUAGAAACAUUGCGUUCCUUGGUUCUGGGCUUCUGCUGCUAAAUUAUGUUGGUUCCGUAUUCGCAGCAAGUUUAAUGCCGGAGGCAUUCAGACGUAGCUUAAUGAUACCCAUGCAUGCAAUCUUGGCACUGAGUUUAGUUUUCCAGGAAGCAAGUGCCAACUACUACAGAUUUAUUUGGAAUCUCUUCUAUGCCGAGUACAUCCUUUUCCCUUUCAUCUAGCAACUUCGAAUGGAUACAACAAAGCCUGAUCACACUAUAUCGGGUUGGCUAUAUGAAUUCUAGAAUGCCAUUGCGCUCGUCUUUAUGUUAUGUCUUCCGUUAUGUGUAGAAUGAAUAAAUGAAAUAAAAAAGUUGUAGGAGGUGCAACAAAGAAUAGAUUGCUCAAGCAGCUAAGAGUACUUAAUUUUGAACUUGUAGAUCGCUUGCAUUAGAAAAACAAAAGCACUUCGUAGUAUUGUCUAGUGUUAUUUAUUUUCACUUAUAAGUGAAAUAUUUUAAGUUUGAAUUCUGUGGAUUGCGAGUUUGAUAAAAAAAUAUUUAUUA
Molecule: messenger RNA, 2181 nt
Organism: Pyrus x bretschneideri (Chinese white pear)
Lineage: Eukaryota; Viridiplantae; Streptophyta; Magnoliopsida; Rosales; Rosaceae
Product: homogentisate solanesyltransferase, chloroplastic-like
Exons: 11
Coding region: 736-1857 (373 amino acids)
Cellular component (GO): membrane
Molecular function (GO): prenyltransferase activity
Source: RefSeq, a predicted model, not a curated record